GACUAAACUUGCUUCAUCUAUAAAUCUUGCACCUUUGGAGAAAGAAAGAAAAAAAGGCCCUUCUUGUGGUUCUUAUGAUCCACAAAGGCUUUUUCAAAUAUCUGCAAACUAACCCCUUGUCCAUUAAGUGCGGUUUCUGAAGCUAGAAUCAAUUAUAGUGAGAAGUUUAUGCAAGUAGUCAUUAGUUGAUUCUGAUGAAAUAGAAACUGAUUCAAACAUGGUAUAAAUAUUGUCAUUUAGCAAGUAAGGAAGACACAUGGAAAUGAUGUGAUUGGAUGAUGAUGAUAAUUCAUGGAUCAAAUACUCACAAGUCUUUCAAGAUUGACAAGUUAUAUUAGUAAUAGAUUUAUACAAUUUAUAGAGGAACUAGUACUUAGAGAUGCAAUUAGGUGGACAGAGAGUUUGACGGGCACUCCGGUGUUCAUCUCGGUAGAACUCAGUUCCGAAGGUUACACCGGAAACACAUCCUGGCAGCCUCCUCAAGUUGGAAGUGAAAACCAUGGCUGUGAAAGAAGAGACUUUAACAAGAGUAAUGAACUGUAUGUAGAUACAAGAUCUAUAAUCCCAAAUGCAAGUUAUAUCUCAGAAGUUGUUCCUUCAUUUUUAUUAAAAAGUUUGACACUCCCAUUACUUGGUGUACAAUAUGCUUGGAGUUUGGGAAUGGCCCCAUGGAGAUAUUAUUUCUCAUGCAUUAGAUGUGCUUAUGUUCACAUUCAUAGAACUGCAACUCGUCUGUUGAAAACCUUGCGCGGUUCUUCUGAUGAUAUCGGGUGGUUGCAGCGUGAUCCUGAAAUGCCUCCUGUACAGGAUGAAACUUCAAGAUUCUUGGAAUUGCUGUCAGACAUAAGGAAUGGAAAGCACUCACUACCUGAUUCAUUUGUAUAUCUGCUGGUUCCAGGUCUCUUUAGCAAUCAUGGACCCUUGUAUUUUGUUGACACAAAGAAGUUCUUUUCAAAGAUGGGUCUAGCCUGUCAUAUUGCAAAAGUUCAUAGUGAGGCAUCAGUAGAACACAAUGCCUCAGAACUCAAGCUAUAUAUUGAGGAGAUAUACUGGGGAUCUGGCAAACCUGUCAUGCUACUGGGACACAGUAAAGGUGGGAUUGAUGCUGCAGCUGCAUUGUCUCUUUAUUGGUCGGACCUGAAGGACAAAGUUGCUGGUUUGGCACUGGUUCAGAGUCCAUACGGCGGCACCCCCAUCGCUUCCGAUAUUCUCCGUGAAGGCCAGAUCGGUGACAAAGAAACCCGCAGGAUCUUGGAACUUUUAAUAUGCAAAAUAAUCAAGGGUGACAUGCAGGCAUUGGAGGAUCUCACAUAUGAGAAGAGGAAAGAGUUCAUCAUGAAGCACAAGCUCCCCUUGGAUAUUCCUCUACUCUCCUUCCAUUCUGAAGCGAGCAUUGCCCCUGCAGUUUUCGCAACAAUGACUCAGAUAGCUCAUGCCGAAGUCCCACCACUCCUACCAAAAUUCAGGACCACAGAGCCCGACUCGUUAGUUGAAUCGCUACGAGUUCCGGUAUUGGUGCCUAUAUCUGCUGCUAUGGCUGUCUGUGCUCUCCACCUGCAGCUGAGAUAUGGAGAAAAAAGCGAUGGCCUAGUGACAUGCCGCGACGCUGAAGUUCCGGGAUCAGUUGUUGUGAGGCCCAAAAUGAAGCUUGAUCAUACCUGGAUGGUGUACUCUUCAAAGAAGAAGAAUCCUGAUGAACCUGAUGCUCGUGAAAUGUGUGAAGCUCUAUUGACUUUACUUGUAGAGCUUGGUAAAAAUACCAAAAGGGAAGUGCAUCAAGUUUCAUAGUGAGAUCUAAUUCAAUGCCUCUUAAACCCAUGUUAUCUAAAAUUUUGUUCAGCUUAAUUGUAAACAUUUUUAAUACUACACAUUCAUUUUGUCUGGAAA
Molecule: messenger RNA, 1887 nt
Organism: Lotus japonicus
Lineage: Eukaryota; Viridiplantae; Streptophyta; Magnoliopsida; Fabales; Fabaceae
Exons: 9
Coding region: 292-1788 (498 amino acids)
Source: RefSeq, a predicted model, not a curated record